CCUGGCUUCAGCACGCCUGCAGCCAGGGUUGCCAGAUUGAAGAAAUUCGUUUGAUUGGAAAUCUGGCAACCCUGCUGCUAAAGCGCUGUUUGUUUUCGAACCCAAGAGGAAGAAGCACUUUACCCUUCACAUAUCGACUGUUACGACGGCUUCAAAUUUAUUUCUAUCGUCAAGUGAGUUUUUGGUCAAUUUUGACCCGACCUGUUAAUUCCACCAUGGCUCUGUGUGGGGGUGUCGGAGCCAUGGCUCUCCCCAGCGAGCUCAUCGUCCACGUCUUCUCCUUCCUCUCCGACCGGGACAAGCUGCGGGCCUCGGCGGUGUGCUCCCGAUGGAGGGAGUGCCUGUUCUACCCGGCCCUCUGGACCAGGCUCAAGCUCCGGAUAGGCGGCGGCUGUACCGGCGGCGGCUGCGGGUCCGAGGCUACCCCGAGAUUAGAGUUCCUCAUGCGGAAGUUCGGCUCGUUCGUGCGGGAGCUGCGGCUGGAGCUGGCCCCGGUGGACGGUCACCUCGGCCCGGUGGACAGUCAUCUCGGCCCCGCGAACCAGGGGGCGCCUCCGGGCAGGACGGAUCACGCUGCCCCCCAGAGGGACCACGCUGCCCCGCUGCAGAGGGACCCACAGUCCUCCCCACGAUGGAGAGAAGCGACGGCUACCUAUCUGGACCAGGUGUUGUGCGUGCUGACUUGCACCCGAAACAACAGGAACCUGAAGGAGCUGAGUAUGUACGCAGACACCUGUGUCCUCCAGGAGGAAGGCCUGUUGGACACCUCCUACCUCCAGCACAUUCACCACGGAGACAAGAAGGUUAAAGAGAUCCAGCAGCUGUUCAUUGAGCUGUUGUCCAACAGCAGACAGCUCCGUUGGCUGUCGUGUGGCUUCAUGCUGGGCCUGGUGACGCCAUGCUCCCUGGCCUCUCUGUCCAACUUGUCGGCCCAGAGUCUGCAGCACCUCAGCCUGCUUGACCAUCAGAUGGCGCCGCUCAUCAGUCCGACGGAGGUGGAGCGCCUGGCCGGCCUGCGCUCCCUGGCGCUGGACUUCUCAGACCUGACCUCGGAGCUGUGCGGCCUGCUGGCGUCGAAGCAGCGUGUCCCACUGCACCGGCUCUCCCUGCUGCUGAACGCCGCCACCCUCGAAGGCACGGCCACCGACGAUGACUGGAAGGCUCUGGUCCGUGUGAGUGCAAACCUGCGUGUCUACAUCAUGGCCCUGGAGGUGGACGGGGGCGAGCUGCUGCGCGUGCUGAAGCCCAGCCUGCCGCUGGAGCGCCUGCACCUGGACAGCUACAGCUCGGCGGUGACGGACGGGGCGCUGGAGCUGGUGGCCCAGCAGUACCACAAGACGCUCACACACCUGCUGCUGCUGCGCGACGACGGCCACUACCCCGACCUCAGCGUCAACCGCAACGAGGACCCGCUGGUGCUGCUGGCCUGGCGCUGCACGCACCUGGCCGUGCUGGUCAUACACGGCUACACCAUCUGGUCCCACAACCUGGUGGCCAUCUCUCGGCUGCGGGGCUCCAGCCUGCGUGUCCUGGCCGUUACCGAGGAGAGCAUCGACUUCGACCCCGACCAGUGGACGUACGUGGAGGGGGACCCCGUUCACAACCUGGUCAAGGAGGUGUCCCUGGGCCUGGGCCGCGUCUGGCACCCCAGCCUUGACCCCAACCUGGUGUUGCCGGAGCCCACGCAGCACUUCCACCGGGAGAUGCACGCCUUCAGCACGGGCAUGUAGCUUCGGGGGGUUGGAUGGAGGACUGGGGCCCACCCCAGGCACCGGGUCUGAAUCAAAUCCUUCACCAGGCACCACUUAGGCUGUAGUCGACUACAUCUUAUCUAUGACCAAAAAUCAGAACUUGAUCUGUAAGCAAACUAACCCUAUAUUCAUGAUCUGAUUUGAGUUAAACUAUUGUUUUUUAUUUAUUGACAUUUCUUUCCAUCAUUAGAGUUUAGCUUUUUCUUUUCAUUGUGAGCAUACCUGCUUGGUACCUUGGUUUCGAAUAGAGAUCUUCACGUUGCCAAGUUCUCUACGUUAAAGAGUGAUUUUCUUUUCUCCUGGGGCCUGGUUUGGUUUGUUCUGGCCCGGCUUGAUCCAUCUCUAACUUCCUGUCCAACUUCCUGUCCUAACUUCCUGUAAUUCCAUUUCGAUCUCAUUCACCUCUUUCAUUUUCUUUCCCCCUUGCAAUCCAAGUGCAAUGUGUCACCUAUAUAAAUACGGUCUGUGUCUAUUUAUAUUCAACUAUAGGACUAUACUGCUGUGGGGAUCAGAAUAGGGCUCAGCUGGUUGGAGGGGAAAGUGCAGGUAUGGGUGGAGUGCAAGUUGUUGAACAAAUUCAAAUGGUUUUAUUUCUUGCUGUGUCUGUCUCCGUUUCUGUCUGUGCCUACCUAGCGAUGGCAUUGCUUAGCUUCAGCUCACAUACUCCUGGUUGUCCUGGGCCCAUAUCGUUUAUUUUAUGAGCACCACUGCUGGUCUUUUGUUUCAUAGUUGGCGAGGGUGGGUGCUGAAGUGGCUGAAUGAGGCUUGGGCAUCUCAAAUCUCCCUAAAACUGGCUAUGAAUAUUCCAAAUCCUCCUGUAAUGGCCACAGUUGGUAACUCAAGCCUCCCAUUGGCUAUCUCGCUGACCAACCUAGGGAUUCUAUGUCAGGAGAUGUUUUUGAGAGUGACGGAGCCACCACGUGAGGAUGUUGUCAUACUUAUGUAACACAAAGUCCUGCUUGGUUCUGGAGGACUCCAACCCAUUCAAAUAGCUGUUUUUAAAAGUUUGACGUCCAUCCCGUGGUGUACUAUCCCAUCAGGGCAAUUUGCCUUAUCAAUAAGUCCACUGAAGGUCUUCCAGACACUGGGAGAUGGGUGGUUUUAGUGCUCUUCCGUUUUGUCCCUUCAUGCUCUUCCCAGCUUUGUGCCAUCCUCAACUGGGAAGAGGCAAUUCAGAGCUUCUUUACUGACAUUAUCUGUUGCCUCCCGUAGAGAGAAAGACUGAAAAGCAAUCGAAUAUGAAGUCAGACCAACUUUUGUUGUCCAUCACAUUGGUAGUCAUCCUCAAGGUAUUUUAAAUUUGAGCCAUAUACGUUUUAUUAACAAAAAGCUUUCAACGUGCAAGAGAGCAUGCAUAUACUGCCGAGUUACUGAACCAAAGGGAUUUGGGCUUUUUACGGCGGUUUGAAAAGGAAAAUCCCGCCAUGGAAAAAAAAAAAAGUCUAGUCUUUGCGAGCAUAGGUUGUCGAAAGGUUAGGAUGCCGAAAUAGUAUUCGUUAAUAAUUGGUUACUUUUAUGAACCUGCAAGCACUCUGCAACCUUUUUUCCUAGUUUUGUUCAAUAAAACAAAUGGAUUUAUGAAACACUGAAUGAACAUAGUUGGUCUUGCGUAAGUAUUUUUAUUAAUGCAAGGCCAAAUUGUGUGUCGAUGCUGCACAUGAUAACAUUUUACUGUUCUCAAAGAGGUGGUUACCUAGCGACAAGCAGCCUGGACUCAAAUUCACUGAUUACCAUUGUGAAGGUUACAUCUGGCUGUGAAGGGCAACACGCAUCUGGGUGAUCUGUACAGUAGGGUGUUGAUGAUGGACAAGACUUGUGAACCACCACGUAGUUUGUUAAUGUGGGAACUUUCUUAUUUCACAGAUGCCUUGAAAACAACAGUAUGUGUUCCAGUCCUUUUGUUGUUGUGGUUGUUAAUGAUCCAACGUGUCUCAGACCUUUGGCUUUUCCAUCAAGACCUAGUCGUACAUUUAUUUUUCAAAGAUUAAGGUUUAUAAGAAAGGAUGGCAACCCCAAGCCGUCAGUCCCAUCUUUACUGUGAACUAUUGGUGUGGAGGUGGGCAAGGGGGCGUAGGCCUUCACACUAUCUCAACCUUUUGACUGGCACGGUCAAUAUCGUCUAGCUUUGUAGCUUGUGGACAAAUGGCCAUGCCUGCAGAUGUGUGUACAACCUAUACACCUAUCGCUCCGUCACAAUCGAUUCGGGCUCGCGGAAUUUGACCGAUCUCUACAAACUAUGUUCAAGGUUAUGGUACAUGUGGAGAAGAUUGAAACACUGGGGUCCAGAAGAGAGCAAGUGGCCUUCAACACGUCUCACAGGUGUUUGCCACACGUUGACAAUCGCUGGCCAAAUUCUUCCAUCUGCAUUGCCUAAAAUAUUAUAUGCCAUAACAGUGUUGCAGAAGCAAAUGAUGCAUUCCAGUUAUGAAUUGUGUAUGGUGGACAUAUGUAACCUAGUAUUCAGUCCAGGAAAGAAGUUAGCAGAAUGUGUGCACAUAAGGAGUCCUCUGGUAGUUGAGCUGUAUUUGUGGUCCUGACCUGAUAAUCUUUAUAGACUUUGGAUCACAACUCAGGAUUAAUACACUUUGCUACCUAGAUUCUCUUCAGGUAGCUUUCUGUGGCUUCGUAUUUGAACCAGGCACACAUUGAAGGGGAAACUGCAAUCCUGCAAACCUGAUAGCAAUUUAAAAUGGUCCCUGUUGGCGAGUUGUGUCUUUAUCUUUUUAUUGGCAUACUAAUGAAAGCAAAGGUGGAGGAGAGCCCUCCUCUACAGAAUUUAUUAUGAGGCUAGCUAGCACCAAUAUGCUCAUUAUAACGCGAACACUUUGACAAAGUCUCCAUCUGCUCUUUCUUUCGUACACUUUCUUUGCUGUAUCAUAUCUCAUUGGACAUACAAUGGGCCGACUAUAGCUGUAAUAAGUGACAAAGCCAUAAGCCUUGAUUCCUCUUCUAAUGGAUAUUCGGUUCUAUAUCCUGUCCAGGACAGAUUGAGUAGUAGAAGCGGCAACAAUAUUUACAGAUGGGCUCUAGGUCCACUUGCAUUCAGAAGUGAGGGCAGAAUAGUGUUUCUGAACAAUGCUUCCGGCACUAUCGACAUUCUUGCAUUGUAGUUUAAUUUGGCUGAUCACUGAAGUUACAACAUUGUAAGAGUCUUAUCUUGAUGACAGAAGCUUGAGUUAUGCAUGUGUGCCACUACAGUCUCCCCUUCCACAACAGCAGAAAACUGAUAUUAUUGAUUUGUUCUCAGGGCUAGGUCAUGUUUUCCUUAUUUUUGAGGAUGAAGGAAAAGUAGAGGUGCUGUAAUAAUAGCUCAGGCCAAUGUCUUUAAUGUAUUUACGAUGAUAGUUACAAGUGUAUUAGUUGCAGCUGGAUCUACUGUUCUCCUGAAAGGUUUUUUCUUUUAAUGCUGCCAAAGACCAUGACACAACUAUUAUCAAAUCCAUGUCUGAAGUGGCCACAGACUGACUGACUGACUCUGGCCAAAGACUACAAGGCACUCUAUGGCCGUUCAGAACACCCCUAGUAUUUCCUUAGACAGUCGAUUUUAUUUUGACCCUACCCCAUGCCACAUGGUGUCUGAUGUUGUUCGGUAGCGCCCCGACCUUGACCAGUGUCUGUAAACAACGUGAAAAUGGGAAAACCCACAGCUGUAAAAAAAAAUAUCAUAAGAAUACAAAAAAAGGAAGCGACGUGAACGUUUUUUUGUGAUUCAUCACCAGCUGGCUGUCAGGCUUGAACUUGUCCCAACACUUACAGCGUCUUUGAGUUCAGAAAGCCUGCAGGUAGGCCAAAAGGGCCUUAAUGUGCAACUCCAAGUCUGAAGUUGUACUUUGUUUUGCAUUUCUGAACACUGUGGGCAACCAAGAAGGAACAAAGGCCGAGGCCAUACCUCUUAGGCCGAACCUUAGAAGUGGUGGAUGGAUACUCUUACAUGGAACAUUCCAGAUGGUGUUAUGACUGGGUCAUUUCUCAGGCCAUCUUAGGGACUUGGCAAACUUUCCGAUGUGUUUGGUCACGCAUUCAGAUAUUUGUACAAAGAAUUAUUUUUUUACUUUUUGGUCCUUUCUGUUUAAGAAGGUAUCGAGACUGCUGGCUGGACAGGACCGGUUAGUGAGGUACUCCAAUUAUAAUGAGCCUGCCUCGGCUCCUUGAAUCUUUGUCUGGGUUCUAUUCCUAAGAGCACCCUAUAAGAGGAUUCACCAGGUAGCUUUGUCCACUGAACAAGGGGCAACAAAUUCCGGCCGAUGGUUGAAAAAGACACCUGGCUCAAUGUGAACCCAACGAGGAGAGAUCUUUGCCGGCCAAAGCCACCUUCGUGAAUGUUAAUACGGGUUGAGAGGGAUGGAUUGAUGGCAGCAAGUUGACCGUCCCCCGGUACUAAACCCAAUCUCUGAGAUGUACAUUCCAAGCAAUGGGAGAGGGAGGUGCGAGGGCACAGCACAGUAUUAUUAGCCUCGUUUAACAUUUAUUCUACACUCAAGACCCAUACAGUAUGUACUCCAUACAGGAGUCAAAGGCUUUGUGUGUGAGCGCACUGAACAAUUUGUUACACCAGAGCGGUAAACAAAUGCAUAGAGAAUACAGCCUACUGUUUACAGAUCAAUAACGCUCAGACCGCGUUGACGUUUAAAGCUGCUUUUAGCGUCGUGGCUCAGUUAGGUGCAGGCCGCCGUAGCUCCAAUGGAGGGAAAGUUGUUUUACUGUAGUUUAUCAUAGGGACGUCUUUGUCUGUCACCCAUGAGAUGGUAUCUGCUGUGACUCCACCAAACCAAGCAAAUAUAGCCUGAUACAUAUGCUAUGGAAAGUCGUUUGUGUGGGUGUGGUAAUGUAGCACCAAAUCAGCAGUCUGUGCCACACCUGCACUCAUCUAAACAUUGUCAACACCGUUGUUAAAGGCAAACCCAGAGCCACAAGUAUAACAUGCAUUCAAGCACUUUCCAAGUCCACAUUAAGUUACCAGUGUUAUCUCAACCCACGGUAGAAUAGUGCAAUAAAUCAUGGUGAGUGUUGCCAGCAAACAAAUGGUCCACAAUAUUGCUUGUGCAGUCGUUUAUAAUAACAAUAUUGAGACAACUUUGUGAGUGGCAGCCUUGGUACAAUGUGGCCAAAGUCUUUCAGGCUCUGGGUCAGCCUCAAAGGUCGACAAAAAGCCAAAGGGACCGCACCAAACAGGAGUUAUGCAAUUGCUAUAUUUGUUGGCAUUUAUUGUUGCAGACUUACCAGUGGUUAUACGAUUAUCACCUCGCCCUAACUUUAGCCAAUGGGAAAAGGCGUCCCUGAGGUUUGAGAGGUGAGGGCCAGAUUAAGUCGAUGUACUAAGGGGUGAUUUUUGGCACUACUCAUUGAGGACAGGAUUUGAGAAGCUCGCUUGUGUGUUUGCUUUUAAUUAUAUUUUUCUGAGACCUUUUAAAAUACAAGUUAUAUUUAUAUACUCAAUAUUGAAUGAACAUUGCCAUCUACUGAAUACAACGUAGGAACAUUGGAAGUGGAUUUUUAUAAGGAGGAACCUCUCUAUUCGAGUAACGGCUGAAUACAGAUGAAGGCCGCCUCUAGGUCAGGGGUUGGUGCAGGAGUUGACUGAUCAUCCUCUGUAGCUGUAUGUUGGGAGGCCGACCCCGUGCUCUCCUGUCAAACCGAUCCAGUCUGUCGCCGAAGGAGUGUGUGACUCUUCACAUUCCUGACAAGUGUACUGACCUUGAAUGGAGAAGCAUCAACAGCAUGGCACAUGUAGUACGUCUCACUGACUGUUUCAGAAGGUUAGGUAGGGCUAAACCUUGGGAACCACCCAUUAUACCACCGACCAUUGCUAGCUCGGCAGUGACUCUAGCCAACUCUGGCGUUUCAUCACGUAAUGGUGACUCAAGGUGUUCCUUAUUUUCUGGUUCACAAAAGUCAGUCUUAAGAAAUGUAAAAAAAAAAAAAGAAUACAGAGCCCAGUCCUCCUGAAGGGCCAGCUGGCCGGUGGGCCUGCUCUGUGAGUAAUUCUAUACAACUAUGCAAGAGAAAUGCAUACACCUGUCCACACCUUAAUUUCUUCUUAAACUUUAUUUUUUUCCUCUCAUGGCCGUAACUUGGUAGAAAAAUCUGGUAAGGAUUUGCAAUGACUGACUACACUUGGCCUUAUGACGAGAACGAUGACUAUGUUGUGACUACUCCAAAAUCUCACGAAAUCCUACUUUUAUUGUGUUUAUUUGAGGCUGUUAUAGAUUGUGGUCAACCAGCCCAGCGGCAAACUCUUGGUCUCUGUGAGACCGGCUUGAGGCGGCUCCAGUUUGAACAUAACAAUAGCAAUACGAAUGUUGUGCAUUUGUUUAAAUCAACGAUAGUUUGCAAUAACGGCAGUCUUACUUAAGUGGCCACAAUGGGGUACUAACAGUGCUGACGACGCCUUGCUGCGUAUUAAAAAAAACAAGAACCAAUUAAUGGCGAUACAUAUGAUGCACACUAAACACAAUGCAUAUUUGUAUAGAUAUCAAAAAUGUGUUACCGUGCUGUACAAAGUUAUAGAACUCAUGUCCAGGUUCAAUCUAUGAGUCCACUUUGUAAAGCGAAGAGAGUAUUUCUUUUUUGUGUGUGUGUGUGUGUGUGUGUGUGUGUGUGUGUGUGUGUGUGUGUGUGUGUGUGUGAGAAACUUGGGCGCUGGGGGUAGGCCAGACUGGAUUUCAAAUGCAAACACAAAACAUCGAUUGCUCUAUUUUUCUUACUUUAGGUCAAGAUGUUUAAUCGUAAUUAAAGAAAUUCUGAGCAGUGUGUGUGAACAUAUUAAUAACGUGUGUGUGUGUAUGCCCUUGUUGGUCAAUCAGCUCCAGGUGUGCUAUUUAGCUAAGAAAAUAUUGCAAAGUGAAAUUACACAAUGGUUGUAGAGUUGACCCAUUUCAGAACCAUCCCUUUUUAAAGUCAUGUUUAUUCUUUAAUUUCUAUUUGAAAACGUGUAAGAGCUGUUUACUUCUGGCUCCAUCUG
Molecule: messenger RNA, 8712 nt
Organism: Gadus chalcogrammus (walleye pollock)
Lineage: Eukaryota; Metazoa; Chordata; Actinopteri; Gadiformes; Gadidae
Product: F-box only protein 33
Exons: 6
Coding region: 216-1730 (504 amino acids)
Biological process (GO): SCF-dependent proteasomal ubiquitin-dependent protein catabolic process; positive regulation of protein ubiquitination
Cellular component (GO): SCF ubiquitin ligase complex
Molecular function (GO): protein binding
Source: RefSeq, a predicted model, not a curated record